Molecule: messenger RNA, 983 nt
Organism: Phaedon cochleariae (mustard beetle)
Lineage: Eukaryota; Metazoa; Arthropoda; Insecta; Coleoptera; Chrysomelidae
Source: the annotation of a GenBank genome assembly
GCAAGAAUCAUUCGAAAAUUCAAAAGAAUGUUUAUUUAAUUAUAUUAUUUAGAAACUCACGGAACCAUCCUAAUCUGGGCAAUUAUAUAGAAAACCGAACCAUCCUAAUCUGGGAAAUAAUCUUAUCCAACGUCCAACAUGCAUAUAUUAUUGUUAUCAUAUGUUUCAACAUUCAAGCUGAACACUUUUUCAUUACAUGAUGUCUGAAAAUCACAUUGAAAAUAAUGAAAAUAUUGUAAUUACAAUUGGAAUCAGUGGAGUUACAUGUGGUGGAAAAACAACAACUGCUAUAAAAUUACAAAACAUAUUACCAAACACCAGAAUAAUUUCACAAGAUGACUAUUAUAUUCUUGAUGAACAAGAUCCCAGACAUGUAUGGAUUCCAGAAUUGAACCAUGUCAACUAUGAUAUACUAUCUAGUCUUGACAUGAAUAAAAUGUAUGAAGAUGUUUUGAAGGCCAUUGGUAAAAGAAAACGGAGAAAGAAAAAUGAUUCAGGCAUAAUACAUGUUCCUGAAGAUGAAGUUCAGAUAAAAAUCAUACAGGAGAUCAGCAAAAAAUCCCAAGAAUCAAAUGUUUCAUUUUUAAUAGUAGAAGGUUUCUCAAUUUUUAAUUAUGAACCUCUGGCACAAGUUCUUGACAUGAAGUAUUACUUCAUAUUAGAUUAUGCAGAGUGCAUGAAGAGAAGAAUUACCAGGGUUUAUGAUCCUCCUGAUUGUCCAGGAUAUUUUGAAAAAUGUGUUUGGCCAGAACACAUCAAACAACUAUCAGAAAUACAAUCUUGCAUAAAAGAUAUAACAUUCUUCAAUGGAAAUGGUGGUGAAAAUUUCAUUGAGAAAAUAUUGGGUGAUAUUGUUAAUAACUUAUAAUCCUAAUGUCAUUAUAAUUUCUAUUAUGAGUAAUCUAAUCUACUAUAAUUAUCAUGUUCUGAAGGCAAAUAUUUAUUGUUUGAAAAAAGUUCAUGAAUAUACCCAAUAAAUUCAA